This is a messenger RNA of Penicillium robsamsonii, 696 nucleotides long. Its product is annotated as PaaI family thioesterase. The record is from RefSeq and is a predicted model, not a curated record. The transcript has a single exon. Bases 1 to 696 code for a protein of 231 amino acids. Lineage: Eukaryota; Fungi; Ascomycota; Eurotiomycetes; Eurotiales; Aspergillaceae.
AUGGCAGACCCGGCCCCGGCAAUCGCGCAUCUCCGCACCAACUCAUGGGCAAACAACCUCAUCUCCUCGGCCGACUAUACACCCAUCCAAACCGACUCACGGCGCAUGAAGCCCACAACUGGUGAAGAUGGCUACUUCGCAAAAACUCUCAAUACACCCACCACGAUCCCUCACUGCCUAACCCUGCAACGGCGCAAUCUCACACCCGCGCCCGCUGAAAUCCCCACCUGGCUCCCCGCAACAAAACAAGAUGCCGCAUCUGCCACAAAGCCUACCCCGGAUCUACACCCAGCGGACAUCAUUAUGAUCUUCGAUCUUAGCAGCCCUGGUAUAUCCGGCCACCCAUCCACCGUGCACGGUGGCAUUGUCGCGACGCUGAUUGACGAGGCCAUGUCCCUCGCUGUCGCGGCACACACCAACGCGCCCACUGCCAGUACGACCGAGGAUAACCCGCGCGGGAAGAUAUUUACCGUGCAGCUGGAUGUCAGAUAUAAGAAGCGUGUGGCUACGCCUGCUUUGCUGGUUAUCAAGGCGCGUGUUGUUGGCAGGGUCGGGAAGAAAUUCUGGGUCCGGGCGCAGGCACUGCAGGAGGAUGAGGAGGAGGGUGCGGGGGGACAUUUAGUGUCCGCUAAGAGGAAGGUUGUCAAGGCUGAUGCUAUGGCAUUUUGGCUUGUGACGUCCGACUCGAAGUUGUGA